AUGGAUCAGAAAUCAGGUCAAAUCGGAGAUCCUCUGUUUCUCGGCGGAGAGAUAUUAAAACGCAGCGAAUCGCAAUUAGCUUUUGACGAGCUUUAUCGUAAAGAUGAGAAACAGAGAGCUAAAGUACUAUUUCUCAGCCACGGUUUGGAAGAUGAUCCCGCCGCCGGCGUCUUUUCCGGCGAUCUCGCUUUUCCCUUCGAUAAAUCGGAGAUGAUAAAUGGGUAUAUAAGGAGCAAAGAUUUCACAGCUGCAGUUGAUUCCCCCUUGUCUUCUGAAUGUGGAAAUGGAAACAAAACAACAACAAUAAAAGUUACUAGUGGUUCCUCAAGGGAACAAUCAGAAGAAGACGAGGCUGAGCUCGACGGUUGGCAAUACGAUGAAACCGACCCAACUAACAUGAGACGCCUCAAAAGGAAGAUGUCGAAUCGAGAAUCUGCAAGGCGCUCGAGGAGGAGAAAGCAAGCACAAUUGUCCGAACUCGAACAUCAGGUAGAAGAACUAAAAGAAGAAAACUCUACUCUUUAUAAGCAACUUUCCAACGCUACUCAACAGUUUAAAGAUGCAACCACGAAUUACCGAAUUCUUAAAUCAGAUGUAGAAGCCUUAAGAGCAAAGGUGGAGCUCGCGGACGCAGUUGCUAGAGGCUCGAUGCCGACGUCUAACUUGAAAAAUCUCCUUCAAAAUCACUUGAGUUUACCUCCUUUUCACAAUAUUAACCAUCAAAACUCAUCGAUUGGACUUGAGAAUCUCCAUGGGAAUUCGAACAAUAAUAUGAUGAUGAACAAUAAUCGUGUUAGCUCGGUAUUAGAGAAUUGCGUGUGGGAAAUGCAUCGCCCGACAAACUCGGAUUAGCAGUCUGAAAUUGGGGAUUAAUAAUAUGAUGAUGAACAAUAAUUGUGUUAGCUAUAUGUUGUUUGUUUAGUGUUGGUUUGCUACUAUCAAGUAUAUCAAUGUAUAAUAAGGUAAUGUAAAAUUGUACAAGUAGCUAAUUGAUGGUUGAACUAAUAAUAUUAUCAUCACUUGCUA
Messenger RNA from Impatiens glandulifera, 1026 nucleotides. RefSeq names its product basic leucine zipper 9-like. Gene Ontology annotation, biological process: regulation of DNA-templated transcription. Bases 1 to 852 code for a protein of 283 amino acids. NCBI's taxonomy places the organism in Eukaryota, Viridiplantae, Streptophyta, Magnoliopsida, Ericales, Balsaminaceae. The record is from RefSeq and is a predicted model, not a curated record. Gene Ontology annotation, molecular function: DNA-binding transcription factor activity. The transcript is spliced from 6 exons.